CCGCGUGCCGUGAGCCACGCCACGCCACGCCUUGGCACAACAAGUUCCCCGGGUCUCGGGCAUGCCGCAUGCGGCCGGCGUCGUCGGCGGCGGCGUGGGCGCGGGCGCGUGGCCCCGCCGCGUCGUUUGUUCGCGCAAUCAUUGAUGAUGAUUCUCUGCUGCCGGCCCACUGCGCCGUGGGCCCCUCCCCCGAGAGCCGUCCUAAUCACGCUCGCAAGUGGACUACUGGGCGGCCGUGGUCCUCCGGGAUCCGUCACGCUCGCUUCGGCUCGGCUCUCCUCGGGUGCCUCCCUACGGUUACGUUACGUAGCCUAGUCCAUUGCAUUGGUUGCCACCGUAAUCCAGGCCCUACUGUACUACUACUUCUAUCUCGUAGUUGUAGGUGGUAAUGCGCUCAAGAUUGCCCGUUGCCACGCACGUCCGUAAUCAAGGUUUGCCUCGAGGUUUUUUGUGUACUGGAGCAGUACGAUCCAUACGAAUUUGGGGGCAAAUUUGAAGCUCGAGCGAGCCUACAGUUUGUUUUUUUUUUUGCCGAAGGAGGUACUCAAAAUACAUGUUCCACCGUAGUAACCAUAUAGGUACAUGGAGAUGCACUGGAGGCUUGACUUUGAAAUAUAUUGUUGGAACUCUCAUCACAUAUGACUUAUAUAUAUAUGAUCCAUCAAUGUGACUC
Molecule: messenger RNA, 673 nt
Organism: Zea mays
Lineage: Eukaryota; Viridiplantae; Streptophyta; Magnoliopsida; Poales; Poaceae
Exons: 1
Coding region: 69-389 (106 amino acids)
Source: RefSeq, marked predicted